AUGUAUGCUCCAGAUCAUCUCAGAAGAAAGGAAGUUAGAGAUGCUAUGUACCGUAGUAAUUCCAGUCUUGACUUGAUAUAUGCUGAUCACCCUGCAGGGAAUGGUCUGCGACGUGAGUAUGGUAGUCACGGGUCGAUCGACGUGAUCGGGGGUACUAGUGAUCGGAUCCCCGCAAUGGUACACAAUUAUAGUGGCUUAAAUGCACCUGACAAAUCUUCUGGGUUGAGCCGUGUGACCGAUCGAUUUUCUGAAGUAUUGGCUAGCGACCAUGCCGAUGGUCCAACACCAAGGGCUAGUGUUAGUCCGAAACCACGCCUUAAAUUUAAUAAACUAUGGGGUGGUGCAACUCCCGUCAUAGCUAGAUCAGAUGGCGAAGGAAUAAUUACAUCUGUGUCUGAUACAAGCAAAAGAAAACAAUUUGCACAUUAUGACUGUCAAUCCCUUAUGGCUAACUUGAGUUACGCUGCUGAAGUUCGUGGAGCUCUAUUAAGUAGACGAAGGAAUACAACGACUGGAGCAUCAGCUGCAUCGUUACUUGCCACGCGUGGCCUACCACCUGGUGAAGAUACUAUACCUGAUACUGGCGAUGGUCGUUCAAAUGAGUUACUUGAGAGUUGUCCAUUUUUCAGGAAUGAGUUAGGUGGUGAAGAAGAACGUUGCGUGUCUCUGUGCUCUCGUACAGCGAGAGGAGCAAUUCCUGGACAGUUUGGAGGAUGGCAUCGUCCCAGGGCAGCUUAUGGCUUUUCAGUCUUAGAAUUUCCACCUGGGCAAACUCAUUGGCGAAAUGGUUGCCCCUUCAUGAGAUCCAGCACUCCGUUACCUAUAGAAAGCCAAGAUUUAGGCGCAUUGUAUUACAGAAACUACUUUUAUACCCAUCCUCACCAAAAUUGGUUCGGAAUGGACGAGAAUUUAGGACCAGUGGCCAUUUCUAUAAAAAAAGAGCGUGUGGAACUAAGGCGGGGAGGUGGAGAUGCGUCCGCGCCGGCGUCCCAACUUGCCUGGCAGUAUCGUCUUAUUAUACGAACUUCUGAACUUCUCACCCUACGCGGUUCCGUCCUAGAAGACGCUUUGCCUACUGUUAAGCCAAGUAACAAUAGUGCAACGUACAACACGAAAGAGGUGUUGGAGUAUGUGGCACCUGAGAUACAGCUUAGUUGUUUAAGACUUGGAAUUACAAGUGGAGGUGCUGAGGAACAGCUUCUGCGAUUGGAUGAGCAACGCGUCACGAGACAAUAUAAAGUAGGAGUUAUGUAUUGUAAGAGUGGUCAGUCAACUGAAGAAGAAAUGUAUAAUAAUCAAGAAGCUGGCCCUGCCUUCGUAGAAUUUCUUCAAAUGUUGGGUCAAACAGUUCGAUUAAAAGAUUUCGAUAAAUAUAAGGCUGGUCUCGAUAACAGGACGGACUCCACUGGUCUGUACUCCGUUUAUACGACGUAUCAAGGGUGCGAAAUAAUGUUCCAUGUUUCAACAAUGCUUCCAUACACGCCGAACAACAGGCAGCAGUUGUUAAGGAAACGGCACAUCGGCAAUGAUAUAGUAACAAUUGUCUUCCAAGAACCGGGUGCGGCGCCUUUCACGCCGAGAAAUAUUCGUUCACAGUUUCAGCAUGUUUUUGUGGUUGUAAGAGUUAUAGAUCCGUGUACAGAGAAUACACAUUAUAGUAUAGCUGUAAGUCGUGCUAAAGAAGUGCCUUUAUUUGGUCCCCCUAUUAAAGAUGGGGCGGUCUAUCCGAAAGGAGAAGCUUUUACUGAUUUACUUUUAAGUAAGGUUAUUAAUGGUGAAAAUGCUGCCAUCCAAUCGCCUAAGUUUAGUACGAUGGCGACCCGUACGCGACAAGAGUACCUGAAAGAUUUAGCUAAGAACUAUAUUACUGCUACGACUACAGACACUGGACAAAAAUUCUCUAUAUUCUCUUCGUUAUUGAUGAAGAGCGGAAACAAUUCCAGCAACAACGCCAUUGUGCCUCGCGUCGAAGACUGCACUAACGAUGUAUUGGUCGGAGGAGCAUUGUGCUUUCAUGUGCAAGUACAGGACGAGGGAGCGGGGGGUAACUUAACAGACUGCAUUAUAGGUAUAUCUGCAGAUAGUAUAGUUAUUGUCGAAGAGAGUUCUAGGCAGAUUGUACUGGUGCUACCGACUAAUACAUUACUUGGCUGGGUGGUGAGCGGCGCGUGGGUGCGCGUGUACUUCCACCGCGGGGAGAGCGUGCGCGCGGCGGCCGCGGGCGCGCUGCUGCGCCGCCUCGCCAGCGUGGCGCCGCCGCACGCGCACGCGCUGCCCGAGCUGGCGCUGGAGCGCGGCGCCGCGGCUCAGCUCGGGUUCCACGUGCAGGCGGACGGGCUGGUGACGGCGGUGGAGGGCGGCGGCGCGGCGGCGCGCGCGGGCGUGCGGCGCGGCGCGCGCCUGCUGGAGGUGUGCCGCGCCGCCGUCGUGGCGCUGCCGCACGACCACCUCGUCGACCUGCUCAAGACCUCCGACCCCGUCACCGUGCGGCUCACGUUCGCGGCGGGCGCGCGCUGCGAGUGCGCGAGCGCGUGCGGCGAGGCGUGGGCGCAGCAGCCGGCGCGCCGCCGCCAGUCGCCGCCGCGCUCCGACACCUCGGGCUACGGGACCGGCGGGUCGGGGCGGAGCACUACAUCGGGCGGGCAGGUGGACGUGCGGCGACGCUCCCACGAAGACGCGUCUCCGAGACACGCGCGUCGUCCGCGCUCUGCCGUCCACUCCGCAACACACUCCUCGCUCACGGAGGAACUGAUGCGGCUAAUGGACGCGGAGCUCGGUGAGCCGCGCGGCGGGCGGCCGGCGGCGGGCGCGGGGGGCGCGGGGGGCGCGGCGGCGGACGGCGCGCCGCUCCCGCUGCCCGACGCCUCCGCUCUGGACUGGGCCGCGCUCGUGCACACCGCCACGCGCGCCAUGCUGCAAAUUUGUGAAGAGCACCAGUAUCCAUCCAUGGACAACGUCGACCCGACUUCAGAGACGACGACGGAGGUCGGCCUCGAUACGUGGUCGGAGAUACCAUCGGGCGACGCGGACGCGGCGGGCGCGGCGGGGGUGGGGGGCGCGGCGGGCGCGUGCGCGUGCGGGCUGGCGGAGCGCGUGGCGGCGCUGGAGGCGGACGCGGCCAGCGCGCAGCGGCACCGGCUGCAGCUGGAGGAGGAGGUGCGUCGUCUCCGUCGUCAUAACGCCCGCUUGCGCGAGGACUCGGCGCGCGCCGUGUGGCAGCUGCGGCACUUCACGCAGUGGCUGAAGCGCACCGUCGACAGGCAGUGACGUCACGGCACCGCCACAAACUAUUAUGUCUCAGAUACUUCCAAAAUAGUAAAAUGGAACGCCUUAACUUGCGUGACGCAAUAUCAACUACGUACCACUUAUUAAGGUACUCUUGUGUACUUGAGUAGUAUUUAAAUAAUUACAUAUGUAAUUUCCAAAGAGUAACUACGUGUUAAAUAAAAAGAUUAAACUCAG
Molecule: messenger RNA, 3462 nt
Organism: Melitaea cinxia (Glanville fritillary)
Lineage: Eukaryota; Metazoa; Arthropoda; Insecta; Lepidoptera; Nymphalidae
Product: signal-induced proliferation-associated 1-like protein 2
Exons: 16
Coding region: 1-3267 (1088 amino acids)
Biological process (GO): regulation of small GTPase mediated signal transduction; activation of GTPase activity
Cellular component (GO): cytoplasm
Molecular function (GO): protein binding; GTPase activator activity
Source: RefSeq, a predicted model, not a curated record